Messenger RNA from Linnemannia hyalina, 2898 nucleotides. Lineage: Eukaryota; Fungi; Mortierellomycota; Mortierellomycetes; Mortierellales; Mortierellaceae. The record is from the annotation of a GenBank genome assembly.
AUGCUAGACCCUCAUCAGACACCCCGUCAGCAACGGGCACGACCACAGUCAGACUCGCACGCCCAACGAUACAGCAUUCUGCGGGCUGCCAGGCGCACCUCCUCGAGCGCACUCUCAAACACAUCAACAACAGACUAUGACGAGACCUCUGACCUCGACUCCCUCCACGAUGUCACCAUCUCCCCUUCACCCAGUCACCAGAGCUCCCGCACGACUUCCCCUGGAGACCACAACAACAGCAGUAGUAGCAAUAACAACAGCACUGCAUCGUCAUCAUCAAGAAAGGCUAAAAAGACUGGCCUUCGACUCAGUCUCAUGAACCUGCGAACACCAAAGUCAUCCUCUCGAACCCCGUCCGACAUUGAACACUCACCAGAGCCAUGCUCAUCACGGCGCUCUACCGAUGGCUCCCGGACACCUAUCGAAGGUCGCACCUCCCUGGAGCUGCCACGGACAUCCUUCGAUAGCAUCGACCCCCGGCGCAGGGAGCACCUUGCCUCUCCUCCACAAUUCUCGACCUCGGCGCCAAAGACUUCAGCACGCUUUUCGUUUAUUCACUCUCCGACGCCAUCCACACCGACCAUGGCUCGCCCUACCCACCAUCGAAGUAACACGACCCCAAUCCAUUCGCCCAACCCUUCGACCUACGGCACAUCGCCACACAGGACCAUGGCCUCACCCUCUCCUCAGCCCGUCAAGGAGACACGCACCAUGAUGAAGGACUAUGAUCCCAUGACCGGCAACAAAAUGAUCAACAAAUACAUGGUGGUUCGGGAACUAGGCCGAGGUGUCCACGGCAAGGUCAAGCUCUGUCGAGACACAGUGACAGAGGAACUCUGUGCCAUCAAAAUUGUGGAUAAGACCACUAGGCGGCGACUUGGACGAGCUCAAAUCUCCAAUGAACAAAAGAUCCGUCGGGAAAUUGCCAUUAUGAAAAAGUGUAUCCACCCCAAUGUCGUCCGCCUCAUCGAGGUCAUUGACGACCCCAACGCAAGAAAGAUUUACCUUGUUCUGGAAUACAUGGAAGGCGGUGAGGUUCGCUGGAAAGACACAGAAGAAAAGCCCAUUCUGCCGCUGGACGAUGCUCGUAGCAUCUUUCGCGAUAUUGUGCUCGGCCUGGAAUACCUUCACAUGCAGGGGAUUAUUCACAGGGACAUCAAACCGGCCAACCUCUUAUUGUCGGGCGACGGGACGGUCAAGAUAUCCGACUUUGGAGUCUCGCACUUCAGCGAAAAGAACGCCUUGGAUCAUGAUCUGGAAAACGCCCCUGCAGUCGAAAAGGCUCCUCAUACACCGUCGGGAUCUAACCCCUUUGAAAACUUUUUCCGCCAUCCCGCGCCGCACUCGCCUCUGGCAUCAACGUUUUCUGGGCGUAGUCAGGGGGUGUUUCAUCAGGACCUGCCGUCUUCCCACCUUCAACAACAACAGUUUUCAUCGGCAACACAACAUCAACAGUGGGGUGAUGAUCUUGAACUUGCCAAGACAGCAGGAAGUCCAGCUUUCUUUGCACCCGAGUUGUGCUACGCCAGCGAGUUCUCGCCCGCAAUGUCUCCUGCACUAUCAUCGGCAUCUCAGACCUCUUUCAUCUUGACAUCACCGACCCCGCGGACGGUCCCCUCAACACCCACUGGAACAAUAUCCACCGCAGGCGGUUAUGGAUGGACUCCCCGACCACCAAUCACUAAAGCUAUCGACAUUUGGGCGCUUGGCGUGACACUGUACUGUUUUGUCUAUGGCCGCUGUCCAUUCAUUGCAGAGACAGAGUUUGAGCUGUUCAACAUCAUUCCAAGGAAACAACCGAGCUACCCAGACUCUGUGCCUGGACGUGAUCACGUCGAGGCGUCGUUGAAGGAUCUCUUGGCGAGAUUGCUCGAGAAGGAUGUCGGCAAGCGAAUCACCUUGAGAGAAGUCAAGGAACAUGCUUGGGUAACAGAAGGACUGAAGGAUCCCGUACGUUGGAGAAUCGAGACUGACCCAGGAAACUACCAACGUGUGCACAUCACGGACGAAGAUUUGAAGGGAGCGGUUACCAUCAUGGACAAAAUCAAGAACCGCAUCCGCAAGCUCUCCAUUUCACUCACCAACUUUACCCUCAACCGACGACGGAGCAAAUCCAUCACCUCUGCCAACCCUCCAGAAUCGCCCACAAUAUUGCACAGUCCUAUUCCCAUCAUUCGGUCCCCAGCUACUACUUCACAGUCCUCCACACAUGCUGUCGCCCAGCCCCAGACCUACGUGAACCCAAUGUCGUUGCCCGAACGCUUCCAGCACUUUUACUCGCACAGCAGCCCAGGUCCUAAUGCAGCACCUUUUCGAUCCGAUCGUCUUGAGCGCCCCAACAGUGUAUGCAGCAAUACGAGUAGUAUAGAGGAGGUGGACGAAGGUGACGACCUGAGUGGCUCGGGUUCGUCAGCACAAAAGAACGCUAGCUACAUCAACCGGAGGCGGCUGCUUCGCCAUUCAACACAUCAACACUCAACCAAAAACAAUCUGGAUAGUCGACCCCUGUCCAUUGGAUCAUACCCCAACAACCCUUCAAGAAGGAGUUACGGGCACGAGCUUGAGGAACAAUCGCUUGGUCUCUACGCCAACAAGAAUGUUGCCGGGGGUGCAUCAUUUGGCGGGUUGCCAAGCGCACGGGUCGUCCCUACUGGCAACAGUGGUCUAUCCAAGAGCUGGGUAUACUCUGGCAAUCCAAACGCAGAUGCUAGGCUAGCCAGUGGGUCCCAUUCUCAGCAGGAGCAGCUCAAUGUCCCUCAAAACGCUGGCUCCUACCGGACGACGACAUUGUCGCCCUCGUCCACACUUGUCUCGGAUAUCCUUCAAGACCAAACCGAGCAUGGAUACAAAGAGUCGUUUUCUAAACCACCCAACUCUGUGGCUCCAGAGUGCACAUAG